UGAGCAGCACGCACCGCGGCACACACACACUCCAGCCACGCCGAGCAAAACACGUUUGCAAACAUGCCGAGGUCUUUUCUCGUGGAUUCCUUAAUUUUAAGGGAGUCCAGCGACAAGGGGAGCGAGAAUAACCCACCUUUAUUCCCGUACGCCGUGCACUCGCCGCACCACCCGCACGGGCUGGCGGGCUCCUGCCACUCCAGGAAAGCGGGGCUGCUGUGCUUCUGCCCGCUGUGCAUGGCGGCUUCUCAGCUCCAUCCAUCCCCACCGACGCUGCCGCUCCUCAAAGCAUCGUUUCCUCCCUUCAGCUCACAGUACUGCCACUCGGCUCUGUCCAGGCAGCACUCCUCAUCCAACCUCAGCCACGCACCGGGGAUCUACCAGGCUGCGUACUCGGUCCCGGACCCGCGGCAGUUCCAUUGCAUCUCAAUUGAAAAUGCCAACGGGAAACUUCAGAGCAGCAAGCGCAUGCGUACCGCCUUCACCAGCACGCAACUUUUGGAGCUGGAGCGAGAGUUCACCUCCAACAUGUACCUCUCCCGACUGAGGCGCAUCGAGAUCGCCACGUACUUGAACUUAUCUGAGAAACAAGUGAAGAUUUGGUUCCAGAACCGCAGAGUUAAACACAAAAAGGAGGGAAAGAGCAGCGGCCAAAGGACUGGAUCACAUAACUGCAAAUGCUCGUCCCUGUCCGCCGCCAGAUGCUCGGAGGAAGAGGAUGAUGAAAUGCCCAUAUCUCCAUCCUCGUCUGAAAAGGAGGAUGUGGACCUGUCUGUCUCCCCUUGAACUCCCCCUGAGUUUCCCUUUUGAAAACUGUUGCUCCUAAUAACUUUGAAUACAGCCAAAAGAAAGAAAAGACUGUUCCAUUUAUGUUCGGUCGUUUGUAUAUAGACAGAUAAUAUUUAAUCAGGGGGAAUGCCCUGUAUGAUUGUAUAGCUGUAUACAUGUUGUACGUUUUGUAUGUAGUUUUUUUCUGAAAACAGUCGGUUGUAGUUGCCAACCCGAUGAACAUGGGAGGCAAAGAUCCGAAAACAACAAUAAUGUUUAUACAUGUUUUGGGGAGGACAAACUGCAUUUGGUAAAUGGUUACGUUGAUUCUAUGUAUGUGGAUGGAACUGUAACUAAUAAUAUGGUAAGCUGGAACGAAAUUCCACCACUAUCACAUAG
Molecule: messenger RNA, 1167 nt
Organism: Cololabis saira (Pacific saury)
Lineage: Eukaryota; Metazoa; Chordata; Actinopteri; Beloniformes; Belonidae
Gene: gsx1
Product: GS homeobox 1
Exons: 2
Coding region: 64-786 (240 amino acids)
Biological process (GO): regulation of DNA-templated transcription
Cellular component (GO): nucleus
Molecular function (GO): sequence-specific double-stranded DNA binding; DNA-binding transcription factor activity, RNA polymerase II-specific
Source: RefSeq, a predicted model, not a curated record